Cinara cedri is the source of this 1574-nucleotide messenger RNA. The record is from the annotation of a GenBank genome assembly. Lineage: Eukaryota; Metazoa; Arthropoda; Insecta; Hemiptera; Aphididae.
UUUACACCUUUGUGCGAUUGUGGUCCCAUAAAUACGGCCGACGAUGAUUUUUUAUUACAUUUUUUUUUUUUUUUUUAAAUUUCUAAUUUUUUUCUCGGCAAUAGCUUAGUCGUCUGGAAAAGUUAUUUCCCGUCAUCGUACGCAACAAUUGUAUCAAUCCGUUUUUGAACAAACCCAACGACGACACCAUGAAGAAAUCAAUUACCGUAGGGCGAAAGUUUACGAAGCUAUCGGUCAUUUUCAUAGUCUUUCUACAAGUAAGAAAAUUGGAAAUCGAUAAUAUAAUUAUAAUCUCAUAAUAUAACCAGAUUAUAAUGUACAGAGCGAUUUGAAUACGAUAAAGAUCUCGUAGAUGAAAUUCGGUUGGAGGGGAAUUUCUAUUCAGUUUGUUCAUUUCAUAAUCGUUUAAUAUCAAUUUUAGACGCGGAAUUCUGCUCGGUUGUACAUUAUUUGAAAGAUUUAUCCACAUUUUUAACAAUUCAUCUUUUAGUUAUUGUAUUUUCCUUUCUCGGAAAAAAUUUUGUCGGUUAGUAAGAAUAUUCCGAAUAAUUUUACCCAUCGUACAUUUAAUAAUGCACACGUGUUCCCAGGUAUACAAGUUCUUUAUUUCAAAAAAAUGUCUCUGUCUCCAAACGUUUUCCGACACGAUUUAGAAAGACUUUCCACAAAAUGUCAAUAAAUCGGUUUUAUUUCUGUUGAUUUCUUGCUUGCCUUCGUUAUCUUUUGGUGCAAAAAAUAAAACACGACACUGUAUUACACCACUCCGCUCAUAAUCGUUUUUAUGUUUACAAUAAUAAUUUAUCAUUGCAUAUUGUAUACGAACUCAAUUACCUUGUAUAUACUCUAUAUUCCCCAGUUAUCCAUCUAUAUCUACAACAAUGGCUUACCAAUGAGCAGUAUUAUUAUAACCUUUUUCAAUUUUGACGUCACAAUUUACGUUUGGAAUUAAAGUAUUUUUCAAAUUUUAAUUUAUACGUAGGAUUUUUAUUUUUGUCAUAUUUACUACGCGUAUAAUUUUAAAUACUUUGAAAUAUAAAAAAAAAAGUUAUAAUAUUUAAAUUAAGAAUAUUUUAAUAGAAAAAAAAAAUAGAUGUCAAGUCAUUGUUCCGAGUAAAUUUUUGUAAAACGUAUUUAACAAAGCGUAACGUGCGUUUUUCCAGGUAUUGUGCGUCACGUGCAAAUAUGAGGGCACGGACCAAGAAGAGUCGUACUUGGCGGAGCAGGUCGUCCGGCAUCGGGAGGAGAUUGCCAGACAAAUGUUCAACGGUAAGCGUCUGGACAAGAUGUCGAAAACGUUGGGAAUUGUUCCGCUAGAAAUAGGGGACAUGGUGCCGGAAGCAGACGGGGCAGUUGAGCCGGAAGAAGUGAAACGGAGAUCCGAAGAUGUCGAGGACGUUGAGAGCGAGCAAUACCAUAGCUCAAAGAUGACGGCCGAAAAGGAGGCGUAUUUUAACGAGAGCUGAUUCGGAGAAAAAAAAAACAGCGGGAAAUAGUCCCGAAUAUACUUUUUUUUGAUACACUCGAUAUAAUAUAAUAUGUAUGAAUGUAAAAUAUUAAAGAGGAUAGAACGUUUU